Amphimedon queenslandica is the source of this 1387-nucleotide messenger RNA. Its product is annotated as kelch domain-containing protein 3-like. The record is from RefSeq and is a predicted model, not a curated record. The transcript is spliced from 5 exons. The annotation marks the transcript as partial. Lineage: Eukaryota; Metazoa; Porifera; Demospongiae; Haplosclerida; Niphatidae. Gene Ontology annotation, molecular function: protein binding.
AUUAACGACAUUAAUUAAGAGCUACAUUAUAUUCCUAAUUACUUGUAAUAUGUUUAUCAUUAUAUAUUAUUUUUUUAGUUAUUGCUAAUACUGAAGAUGAUCCUGAUGAAGAACCCACUCCUCCAGCAGCACCUCAUAUUAAUAAUGACACUACUGACAGAGACAGUUUUGAUGAAAUUAUACAAAACAUACGAACUAACUGACUUUGAUUGACUCCUGAGCACAUCUGUUGUAAGGACUGGAGAUAAUGUUGUGUCCCUUGAUAAUGAAUGUGUUGCUAUUCAAGGUAAUCCUUUUGUAGUGAAAGACAAAAUGAAGAUGAAAGUGGGUAGUCCAAGAUGGCUGCUAAAAGAGGAUUCAGUGUUGGUUACCACAGACUGAGAUGAACGUAUAUAUACUCACAAUUUGACGGAUGAUCAUUUUAUUGUGUGUUACAUAUGACUAUUUGAUUAUGUGUUCACCACUUUCUGUGGUGGUUUGUGUGUUUUAUCUCACGAGUGUGUUUGAAUAAUAAUAUUGAUAGUUAAUAGUUAAUGCUAUGUCCUAGAACUGGAAUAACACUGCUUGAAUUAGCGUAGCUAAUCCAUUUGCAUACUUUUUAUAAAUGUUCGUAUAUACUGCCAUUAAAAUCAUUCUUAUAAUUGUUAUUGUUUAUCAUUUGCUCAGUUGUCAUUGUUUAUUUUUCUGAUGUUGAAAUCAUUUAUGAUAACACAAGCUACAAUGUACAUUGCUACAUUAAGUGAGUGGAGUGUGCGGGUAUGUCAGGUGAAGUAUGUAUGAUAUGUUAUUAUUGAGUUAGUUAUUAUUAAUAGUGCAGACUGUAGAGGCUGUUUUCUGCAGGAGAUGUCAUCAAUCUAUCAACCAGUAGAGAGGAGGUUUCACUCGACAGUACAGGUAGGAAACUACCUGUACACAUGGGGUGGGGACCAGCCUGGUCUCCCUAAAGUGCAUAAUAAUAAGAAAAAGAAAUCAAUGUGUUCUGUAGUGGAGGUCUGUCAUGUACCAACUGGUGAGUGGGUACAAAAGCCUACCACUGGUGACCCUCCACUUGAUGUCAGUUUCUAUGCUGCUGCUGUCAUUAGAAAUGAAAUAUUCUUUUUUGGAGGCUAUUGUAGUCAUUUUGGCUGUUUUCAUAAUAGUUUAUACAGUUUUAAUGUUGAUACCUUUGAUUGGAAGGAACUCUCUCCUACUACACCUCAUCAUGGUCCUAUGAUGAAGGGCUACUGUGGCAUGAUAGCAAUAAAAGUGAAUGGCGAGGACUAUCUUGCAGUAAUUGGAGGAUUUGGAUCAUCUUCUAACAAUAGCCCACCACAACCUGGUGCCCAGUACAGUAAAGAUGGUGAUUAUCAACGUUGCAAUGAAGUAUUUAUGUACAGAUUGAAAACUG